GCUACGUGUAUCAUCGACCACUCACCAACCACUCAGAGAGCACAGUUCCCCAAGGGUCUGUCCCUCCAUUUGUGUCCUUUGCUGACUGUCGUCCGCAGGGCUUCUGUCGCUCAACACAUGACAAGCAAUUAUAAUGCUCUGAAAAACAGAAACUUAAGUGUACAGCAUUCUUUGGAUUCCGAUUAUCAUCGGAUGGUGUUUCACUCCUCGAGUUCUCCAAACCUAGUUGAGGAAAGCCGGCGGUCAUUUGGUGCUAAGCGCGUCCGUUUGUCAAAGAACGACGUGGGCUCGGACUUCUGCGGCUCUGGUUUCUCCGAUUUGAGGUUGAACCUAAAUGAGAUGCCAUCAGACACGAAGCAGUUGAUAGUCGAUGGGAAGGAACCUGUCGAUGUGAGCAUUUCUAGUAUUUCAGGACGUGCCCGAUUUCUCACACCCACGAAGGCCUCUGCUCAUAGUUCAUCACUUCCCAGCUGUUCUGAGCCAACCAACCGUCCCACGGUCGCCCUAGAAUUUCGAGGGGAAACAGGAAUCGGGAAUGACCAUGAAUAUGCAACUCCAUCGCGUGCGAAGCGCAUAUGUACUACAAACCCAAGUCCCAGAUAUUCACAGUCCACUAGCUGGGGCAAACAAGAAAAGAUUACCAAUAGCUCUCUUUUUUCCUCGAAAAAAUCGCUGGUACCUGUGUCAGAGGAACGACCCAUCCAUAUCCUUCAAAAGUCUUUCACCACAACUGCAAUCGCGCAAAUAGGACCUACCCGUCAAAAUGCUGCGUACACUUCAGGUCGCUGCAUCUUCAGUGGCUUGACACAAAGCCGUUCAAGCAGUGGUGCAGUUAUGCCCACAGUAUUUAUGAAUUCUCAGCAAAAGUCGUUCGACGGUCGCGACGAUAUUCCUUCCGUGAGGCCAAAGAACCAUGAGCAUUCGCAGAAGGUCUCUCGUAAUAUUCGCACGCCGUCCUCUGCUCCAUCACCCACCUCCUCUUACACUGGUUCCCUCACUCGGGCUGUGGAGUUUGAGUGUGAACCUACCCACAAAGCACGAAGAAAACUUCACAUGUACACAGAUCCGGUUACCCAGACAACCGAGGGCGCUAUCGGUCCGAACAGCAUGGCUGUGUGUUCUUCAGAAGCUCAAAUUGUCUCUUGUGCUCCAGAAUCCGUUCCAGCUGAACCCGGUUGUCCCCCAGUAGACAAUGCUCUUAUCUAUGUACCCGGGAUGGCGCUUUUGAUGAACGAAAUUGAUGCAACUCCUAUUGACCUCAUCUCUAAAUUCGAAAAGACACCUGUGUCUUCGCCAGCGGGACUAAGAUCGGAGAGCAAUCAUUCUGUGACCCUACUCAAUGAUCCGUCUUUCAGUCAACUUCCAAAUGUGAUGGACUCAAAUAUAGCUCAAAGACCCGCCUCUUCGGCACACACCUCCCCUGUCAGUCCGCGUUCAGCAGGACGUGAAGCAAACAAGGCAUCCAAAAACCGCUACGCGCAAAUGCGUAGACAGUUGCGCAAACGCAUGGAACAGGACAACCGGCAGCCAUUACCUGCGUUGCAUUUGCACUUGUCGAAGGAUGGUACAAGCCCGCUCCCCCCGGGCUGGCAACGAGCUCCGAACGUGAAACAACAAAACCCUUCCGGCUUAGAUAAUGGUAGUGGAGGUGACGACACCGACGGUCUGUAUGCUUACUACUACUACCACGUGCGAACACGUCAAACGCGAUGGGAUCCACCUGUCUAUCCUUGGGAUGCUGACCCUGAAGAUACUUUAACAGGAGGGAAUGGAGAUGAUGACCCCGAGGCGCCAUAUAACUGGGGCUGCGCAUCCAAGUACUCUGUGUCACAUGAGGAGAUCGAGGCGAUGUACAACCGGCUUCGGCAACGAAUCCUGGAACGGCAGUGCACGGAGUUGCUGCACGAGCUUGCUGAUAAACCAGACGCUCCGAAGGGUGCAGUUGAACAAGGUUUUGCCAUAGAGCUCUUUACUCUUGUGCACGAUGUCCUUCGGAAUUACCGCGAUGCCCGAUGCAAGGUGGGUCGCAUUCUCAACGACGAGGACCUUUACUACCUCACACGCAAGCUCGCUCAGGCAGUCAUAAUGAAAGAAGUACAAAAGUGGCGCUCAGAUCAAGCAGCGUGUUCUUCAUCCUUAUUCGCGUCUGCUCCUAUUCCAGAGCUGACUGCUUCUGUCAACGCCCGUGUAUCUGCGUAUGUUAAGCGGUACAUGGAAUCCAAAGGCGCAUUCUACCGACGCAGGGUCCAGCAAGGUCCUAUACCUCCUGUGUCUAGUCAGAAACUGCAACUUGUUGCCCAUGCCAAACCCGAAGGUGCGACCAAUCACCAUCAUCACCAUUUACAGUACACACACUCCACACAGAACACGUUGCCUUUACGUCCACGCGGUGGUCAAACACAUUUUCCUCAUAUGGUCUCUAAGGCCCUCGACAACCCUUCAGGGAGUCGAUCUUAUAUCACUCCCCCGAAACCCGUUCCAAAUGUCAGUACUGGACCUGAUCGUAAUCUUCAGAUUUGAUUUCUAUUUUGACACAAUUCUGUGGUUUAUAUAAGUCACUCACAGUGUCUGGUGCACCCAGCUAUCCCGCUCAUGGUUGUGCUCAGGUGCACUCACAUUAACUGAUCGAGCUGCCUUGUGUUGCCGCUGAGUUCACGGAAUUCACGCGCGCAAUGUAAUAAUGUGUCUAUCCUCACUUAUUUAUUUUUCUCUUUUAUUUGUUUUGGUCGUGUGACUUUGUCUGAGCCAGCUUAUGGGUGCGAUUGUAUAGAUAGAUGCGUCCCAAACAUGAGCGCCCGGCUCGAGGCAAGUGUGUAUAUAUGGUUAUCCCUUUUUGCACCAGUUGUAUAGUGUGCAUCAGCUGGAUCCGCAAUGAACUCUCGAGGCUUUCUUUUCCGUUUCUAUCCCGCUGCCACGCCACCCUACGCUUUGUGUAGUGUAUUUUUAAACUUGCAAUCUGGAUCCCCCAUCUUGUGACCAAUUUCUCAGGCGAUACCACCCCGUUAUGGUCUAAGCCCCUCGUUCAUGGAGAAAUUUCCCAAACAUCUGUGUAUGCAUUCUCACCCUGAUGCGAUCAAUAUAUGGUUAC
Opisthorchis viverrini is the source of this 3088-nucleotide messenger RNA. RefSeq lists its product as hypothetical. NCBI's taxonomy places the organism in Eukaryota, Metazoa, Platyhelminthes, Trematoda, Opisthorchiida, Opisthorchiidae. Gene Ontology annotation, cellular component: chromosome. Gene Ontology annotation, biological process: regulation of DNA-templated transcription. Gene Ontology annotation, molecular function: protein binding. The annotation marks the transcript as partial. The transcript has 7 exons. The record is from RefSeq and is a predicted model, not a curated record.